GUCUACUGCGCAUGCGCUGUUGGUUGGCUUGAGGACUUGAACUCUUUCAGGUGUGAGAGGAGAGGAGAGGAGAGACCGUCACUGAAACAUCUUCAGUGGCUGUGCGUGUUUGGCUUCUGUACAUGUUCUUCUCGGUCGCCUGGACCAAGCUAAACCUGAGGAGAAACAUCGUCGUCUUGAACUAUAAAGGAGGUCUCAGGCUCGGUGGAGAUCAUAUAGCUUCCGUUGGGUUUUCUCAGUGAAAAGUGAGGGAUGAAGGUGAAGAAGGAGGAAAAAGAUGAAAAGGGCAAGAGAAAAUCAGCCCACCACCAAGAGAAGCAUGAACACAGACAUAGAAAGAAGUCCAAUUCGCCGUCUGAGGAGACUGUUAAGGAGAGACAUUCAAAAUUGAAUGGAAAGCACCACAGAUCAUCUGCAAACCACUGCGGCUCAGGAUCUCUAGGGAAUGUCCUGCAGGAGUCCAGGAUCUCAAGCUCUGGAAAGGUGAAGGCUGAUUCUGCCAACAGUGCAUCUGAUGCUGAUAGCAUGGAUGUGGAUACCAAAGAAGGCAUUGAAAAGAGUCUGAUGUCACUGGAUGGAAACAACAACUUGGCAGCGAUGACUCCAUGGCAUGAGGAAUCAGGAAAUGGAGAAGUUAAAAAAGAGACACCAGAGGAAACCAGCAAACACAAGAGGAAAAGUAAACACAACAAUGAUGGUCACAGUCAUAAGAAAGAAAAAAAGAGAGAUAAAGGAGAUGAGCUCCAAACGAGCAGAGAAAAAAAUAACCGGAGCAGUAAAACCAGUAAAAGUUCAACUGGUGACAAGAGGCAUAAAACCAGUGCAAAAGUGAAAAGGUCUGAAAAUAGCCCCAUGUCUGAGACCGCAAUCAAAGAGGAAAAAGAUGAGCUGCCAAACUUUGAUCUGAUCUCUGGCUGCGGACAGGUCAAGAGUGAUGCCGAAAUGACAAAAGAAAAACACAGUCCUGGAAAGGCUGCAGAGAAGGAGCCCACGGCCAGGACCACAAAGGAGAAAAAACGAGGUCAGGAGAAGAAAAGGAAAUCUAACAGCCUAGAACACGAUGAAGCAAAGAAAAAUAAAGUCAAGAAGGAAGAGGAUGAGUACGAGGACAAGAAAGAAGAGAGUGAAAAAAAGGCAAAGCAAGCAGAGGAAGAGGCCGAUAAAUGGAAGUGGUGGGAGGAAGGAAAGCAUGCAGAGAACGGUCAGAAGUGGAGAAGUCUUGAGCAUAAAGGACCGCUUUUUCCACCAGAAUAUGAACCUUUGCCUAGCAGUGUGUCAUUUUUAUACAAUGGAACACCGGUAAUACUAAGGCCGGCAACUGAGGAAGUAGCAACUUUCUAUGCCAAGAUGUUGGACCACGAGUUCACCACCAAGGAGGUUUUUCAGAAUAAUUUCUUCACUGAUUGGAAGGAGGUAAUGACAGAAACUGAAAGGCAGUUGAUCAGUGAUCUAUCACAGUGUGAUUUCAGCAACAUCCACAAAUACUUUGUGGAAAAAACUGAGGAAAAAAGGAACAUGACUAAAGAAGAAAAACAGGUUUUAAAGGAGGAAGCCAAUAAACUUACUGAAGAAUAUGGAUACUGUCUGCUGGAUGGGCAUAGGGAGAAAAUUGGCAACUUCCGUGUGGAGCCUCCAGGGCUGUUUAGAGGGCGAGGGGAACAUCCUAAAAUGGGCAAACUGAAAAAACGUGUCCAGCCAGAGGAUGUGAUCAUUAACUGCAGCAAAGAUGUAAAGAUUCCGGAGCCUCCUCCAGGCCACCGCUGGAAGAAAGUGCAGCAUGAUAACACAGUCACUUGGCUGGCUUCCUGGGUGGAGAACAUUCACGGGCACAUCAAGUACAUCAUGCUCAACCCCAGCUCAAAACUUAAGGGAGAGAAGGACUGGCAAAAGUAUGAAACUGCCCGUAAGCUGAAACUGAGUGUGGACUCCAUCCGGAGUGAGUACCAGAGCGCCUGGACCUCUUGUGAGAUGAAACAGCGUCAGUAUGGAGUGGCUUUGUAUUUCAUUGACAAGCUGGCUCUGAGGGCUGGUAAUGAGAAGGAUGAUGACACGGCAGACACAGUGGGUUGCUGUUCUCUGCGUGUGGAGCACAUCAACCUGCACCGCCACUUGGACAGCCUGGACUAUGUGGUAGAGUUUGACUUCCUGGGCAAGGACUCCAUCCGCUACUACAAUAAAGUGCCUGUGGAAAAGCAAGUUUACAAAAACUUGAAGCUUUUCAUGAAUUCCAAGAAUCCAGAUGAUGAUUUAUUUGACAGAAUUUCUACAACCUACCUCAAUAAAAAGCUGAACGAGGCUAUGCCAGGACUGACGGCAAAAGUUUUCCGAACUUUCAACGCUUCUACCACCCUACAGGAGCAGCUGAACCAACUCACCACCGAUGACAUGACGCUGCCGGAGAAGAUCCUGGCCUAUAAUCGUGCAAACAGAGCUGUGGCUAUACUCUGCAACCACCAGAGGGCAGCACCCAAAACAUUUGAGAAAUCCAUGCAGUUGCUGCAGGAGAAGAUCAAAAAGAAACAGGAGGAAGUGGAGAAGGCCAAAAAGGAGCUGAAACAAGCAAAGAAAGAGCACAAGCAGUUGCCAUCGGAGGUGUCUAAGAAACUGGUGCAGAAGAUGGAAAAGACUGUGAAGAGGCUGUUGGAGCAGCUAAAGAAGCUCCAGCUACUGGAGACUGACCGAAACGAGAACAAGGUCAUCGCUCUGGGCACUUCCAAGCUCAACUACCUCGACCCCCGCAUCUCUGUGGCCUGGUGUAAGAAAAACAACGUUCCAGUGGAGAAGAUCUACAACAAGACUCAGAGGGCCAAGUUUGCCUGGGCCAUCGACAUGGCUGAUGAAAACUUCCAAUUCUAACACACGCAGAAGAGGAUGUGCUUUUCUUUACUUUUCACUCUUUUUUCCCCCACUUCCCUUUGACAUUUCUUUUGACCAUUCAAACAGCUUUUGUUAAGUUAUUUUUUAUGUGAUGUGUGUAUGUCAAACUUUGUUAAAUAUGAUGGAUAUGACGUGUCUUUUGUGUUGGAUUUAUUUGUGUAGUAAAAUGGGAAUACAAAGCUGAAGGUCACUUGCUUUUCUGUUCUUUUUUUUUCCCUCUUGGUUUUUCUUGAAGAGAUGUGUGGGUUAUGGAGCAUGUGUUGUAAGCAGUUUGUUUGAACACCAGUUUUCGUCUGAGCUCUCGUUUUCUUCUGGCUCAUAAAAACAGAAUAUUAAACACAGAAGAUGCAACUGUGUCACAAGUGA
This is a messenger RNA of Pygocentrus nattereri (red-bellied piranha), 3243 nucleotides long. RefSeq names its product DNA topoisomerase I mitochondrial (gene top1mt). The record is from RefSeq and is a predicted model, not a curated record. Gene Ontology annotation, molecular function: DNA binding; DNA topoisomerase type I (single strand cut, ATP-independent) activity. The transcript has 24 exons. Lineage: Eukaryota; Metazoa; Chordata; Actinopteri; Characiformes; Serrasalmidae. Bases 253 to 2856 code for a protein of 867 amino acids. Gene Ontology annotation, cellular component: nucleolus; chromosome. Gene Ontology annotation, biological process: DNA replication; DNA topological change; chromosome segregation.